Messenger RNA from Caenorhabditis briggsae, 1101 nucleotides. Gene Ontology annotation, molecular function: monoatomic cation transmembrane transporter activity. The record is from RefSeq and is a predicted model, not a curated record. Gene Ontology annotation, biological process: transmembrane transport; monoatomic cation transport. Bases 1 to 1101 code for a protein of 366 amino acids. Lineage: Eukaryota; Metazoa; Nematoda; Chromadorea; Rhabditida; Rhabditidae. The transcript has 6 exons. Gene Ontology annotation, cellular component: membrane.
AUGAAAAAUUCCGAAACUCUACCACUAAUUACUAGAAAAGCGCCAGUGAAGUACUAUCAUAAUGAUAAUGUUUCACGAUUUGAGAGAAGGAGAAGAGAGAAAAGCAAAAAGGAGUACUACUCUCGACUCGACCAUCUAAAUGAACUAUACGAGGAAGAUGAUAAACUUAUGGAAGGGGUCACUCAACCAGAAGAGGUAAUUUUGGAAUAUAGGAGAUACUUGAACAUUGGUUUUCAGAACGAAAAAUCGACAGAUCGAAUUCUGGCGAACCUGUCAAUUGCUCUCAACCUGACACUUCUUUUCACAAAUCUUUUAGCUUCAAUUUUAUCUGGAAGUUUAUCUAUUGUUAGUACAUUUGUUGAUUCAUUGAUGGAUGUCACAAGUGGUUUGAUCAUUGGAAUAUGUCUGAAACUUAUCAAAAACACGAACAUGUUCAAUUAUCCAAGAGGAAGGGCACGACUAGAACUAGUUGGUGUUAUAAUUUGUUCCAUACUUAUGGGAAUUGCCAACACUCUUCUCGUCGUUGAGUCGAUUCGUUCGAUUUUGAGUGGAAAUAUAAAUCCUGAAAUGGAUAUUCCAACACUAUCUAUAAUGCUAGGAGCGGCAGCAGUUAAAAUAAUUCUUUGCCUGGUAUGCUAUCGUCGUGGAUCUAGUUCUUCCAUUGUUCUUGCUAUGGAUAUGAGAAACGAUAUUGCCACCACGAUCGUAGCAAUUGUAUGUGCAACAAUUGGAGAUCGAUAUUGGCCAUAUGCAGAUCCAUUGGGAGCAAUUCUAGUUUGCGGAGUAAUUGCGACAUCUUGGUAUGGUCAUGCAUUGGAACAUGUUCCUCACCUAGUUGGCAAAAGAGCUGAAGGUGAGAGUCUGUCAAGGAUUCUAAAAAUUGUCAUCGAGCACGACCCCCGGAUAAAGUACGUGGAUCAUGUGAUGGUUUACCACACAGCUCUCGAAGCUCUAGCAGAAGUACACAUUGUGUUGGACGAGAAUCUUCCCUUGAGAGUAACACAUGACAUUGCUCAAGGUUUGGAACAGAAACUGAUGCGUUUGAACUUUGUUGAAAGAUGUUUUGUACAUUGUGAUUAUGAGUGUGAUGGAGAUAAGUAG